Molecule: messenger RNA, 1128 nt
Organism: Fusarium tjaetaba
Lineage: Eukaryota; Fungi; Ascomycota; Sordariomycetes; Hypocreales; Nectriaceae
Exons: 3
Coding region: 1-1128 (375 amino acids)
Source: RefSeq, a predicted model, not a curated record
AUGGUUGGUGUUCCGAGCAGUCGAGGCUGCAACUCAUGUCGAAAGGCAAAGAAGAGGUACAAGCCUGAUACACAGAGUACACAGCUCAUCACACCUCCUGCUGAAACACCUAGCAAUGAUACGACUAGACUGACCGCAGAGUUUAUAUCACUUAUGGAGAUUGAUGAUGAUCGGUUUGGUUUUGAAGCCUACGGUCCUUAUUUCUUUGCAGAUAUUCCUCGGCGUAUGGGUUCGAAUUCUGCUCUUGAUACUACCACUUCUGCCAUGAUAGCAUCGUUCCAAGCAGUUCGUCUGAGGAAGACUGCGGACAAGAAGACUUUUUCUCUCUAUGGAAAGGCGUUGAGAUCCUUGCAUGGCUGUUUGAGUGAUAAUAGCCAACCGGCUAUGCUCAAGUUGGAACUUGUUUUGAUGAUGAUGCUGUGUCAGAUAUACGCCGCUCUAUGCGACCCAAAUGUUGAGCUUGGGUCAUGGUUCUGGGACGUAGCCGUCCAGGAUACUAUCAUGACACGACCAUACCACUACGAACAGAGUCUCUACUGCUUCGAGCUCGGUGCAAUAGGCGACUUGCCUGUUUUCCUUCGAGAUCCGGAGAGAUAUCUUUACCAGUUGAAAUGCUACUACAACAUUCUCUCUCAAGAACGACAAGUGAUGAAGAAACUCUACGAAGAAGCCAUGGUGGCAACACUCCCAACGGAUGCAUCAGCAGCGUGCAGAAUGAAAGCCAUAGAGUACGCCUCCGGCCACGCAGGUCUUCUCGUCCAAGCAGCACUCAUCGGCCCAACACUCAAUCCCUUUGGUGUUCUUCCAGAUUACACACAAGAUUCUCGCGAUAUAUGCGAUGAUGCGAUACUUCUUGCCCAUCGAUGUCAAACAUUCAGACCAUGUGGAGCGUCCUACGUGCCUGAGCUCUUGAAGUUGGUCUGGGCGUCAUUGGACGACGGAUAUAGACAUGGGGAGCUGGAGAAAUUGAUGAAUGAGUAUGCUGAGGAUGUUCAGGGUGCGAGCUAUCUUGAGGAAGCGAAGAUUAUGAGGAAGAGGUUUGAUGGUCUUGGAUGGAGCAAUGAACAGCGGUUCUUGGAGGGGAGGGAUGAAGGGCUUGAGACACCGCCGCCGUGUGUGAUUUUGUGA